This is a messenger RNA of Esox lucius (northern pike), 2728 nucleotides long. It is a transcript of the gene wfdc1, whose product is annotated as WAP four-disulfide core domain 1. NCBI's taxonomy places the organism in Eukaryota, Metazoa, Chordata, Actinopteri, Esociformes, Esocidae. The transcript has 7 exons. Bases 555 to 1205 code for a protein of 216 amino acids. Gene Ontology annotation, biological process: regulation of cell growth. Gene Ontology annotation, molecular function: peptidase inhibitor activity. The record is from RefSeq and is a predicted model, not a curated record. Gene Ontology annotation, cellular component: extracellular region.
CAGACACAGGGGCGAAGGGGAGGGUCUGUGUCUUCUGUUCUCUCCCCUCCCUCCUUUGGAAUCCCUCCUCCCCUCCUGCUUUCCUUUCUCUCUCUCUCUCUGUCAGAGGCAGACAUGUGCUUGCCGUGCCAGCGGACUGAUUUAACCCUCUCCUCAGAAUAACUGAUGCAAAGACAGCUGGGUUUGGCUUGCCCUCUUUGACGGCCCUCUCUAUCUGUUUCCCUCGUCUGUGGCUCUGUUCAUUCUUUCCUUCGUCUCUCCUAUCUUCUUACUGUCCCACUGUAGCGUAGACGCAUAGAAAGACUUGUCCUGUAGUGGAGCUUGUGUAAUCGUUGGCUUCAUAGGCACGUGAAUGCAGGAGCCCCCUGACUCAACACUGGCCCAGUAAGGAAUACCAAGCACUGGACUCAACACCACAGCGUUGGCGAGGAGGAGAGCCAUAAGACAUACAGAGAAAAACAAGGACAACUUUUCUAAACUCCCGGAAAGGCAACAUACGGGAUACAGGGCGACAGAAGAAGAAACAGACUGAGGAGUAAAGGAGCGUUAGGACCAUGCCUGUCUGUCACAUCCAGACACCCCUGGUGCUGGUUCUCUGCAUGCUGGUGCUGUCCUGUGGGUCAGGAGGAGCCCGGCGGAUCAGAAAGAGAGGGCUUAACCAGAAGGACUACGAGUAUCCCAACCAGCAGUCCCAGUCCACGCAGCACCAGAAGAACGACCGCUGCCCACCGCCUCCUCAGAUGCUGCCAGAGCGGGCCUGCGAGGUGCCCGGCUGCCGAUCCGACUCCGAGUGCGAGCGGCACAAGCGCUGCUGUUACAACGGCUGCAUCUACGCCUGCCUGGAGUCAGUGCAGCCCCCACCAGUGCUGGACUGGCUGGUUCAACCCAAGCCUCGGUGGCUGGGAGGAAACGGCUGGCUUCUGGACGGCCCAGAGGAGGUACUACAGGCGGAGGCCUGCAGCACCACGGAGGACGGUGACGAGCCCCUGCACUGUCCCACAGGUUAUGACUGCCACAUCAUUAACCAAGGGAAUGCGGCAGCUGGCAUCCCCAACCGGGGGCAGUGUAUCAAGUCCCGUGGCAACUCUGAUGGACGUCCCAUGAGGCAAAAGACUUACAAGGACUAUAAGGAUUACUUGGGAACUGGAAGCAGCUCUAACAAUGCAGUGGGUUAUGAGAAACACCACCACAAACACCUAGGAUGAAGUAGAAACACAACAGGCCAUUCAAUCAUCAGAUACCUCUCCACAGAACCUCAGCUAUAAGAACCCAAAUAUGAAACGUAUCCACAGAACCUCAGCUAUCAGAACCUACACGCCAAACGUUUCCACAGAACCUCAGUUAUCAGGACCUAGACGCUAAACUUAUUCACACAACCUCAGCUUUCAGAGCCCAGGAACCAAAGCAAUCCAUAGAAUCUCAGCUAUCAGAACCAAGAUACUAAACAAUCUACAGAACCUCAGCUAUCAGUACCGAGACGCCAAACCUAUUCACAGAACCUCAGAUACCAAACCCAGCCACAGAACGCUAGCUAAUAGAAUCCAGAUACCAAACCUAUCCACAAAAGGGUAGCUAUAAGAACACAGAUACCAAAGUUAUGCACAGAAGGGUAGCCAUCAGAACACAGAUACCAAACCUAUCCACAAAAGGGUAGCUAUCAGAAACCAGGCACCAAACAGGUCUUCUCAAUGAAAAACAACAGAAGACACCUAGACUGGUCUAUUCUGAUAGUCCAUAGAAAACAAUGACUUGUUAACCUUGCAUGUGCUUCACACUCAUGUCUGGCCUGGGAAAAGGAACAGAACAAGCCUACAUGACCUACCUCAAACUGCCAUAUUGACUUUCGUUGUAAUAACAGUACAGACAAAAAAGAAAACUGCCUGUCAUACAGAUGUACACAACUGCAUACAUAAAAGCAUGUUGUAAUUUGGUCAUGGUAAGGAAUCAUGGUAUCAUCACUGAAGCAGACAAAAGAACGAGGAAUAAAACAUCAAAGCACUUGGUCAGUCUCAAACUGGGAAAAGAAAACAUGCUCUUAUUCUAUACACAAUACUAAAGUAGAUCCCAGGCCACAAGACACAGCAAUCUUUUUAAACCUAAACCAUUGAGGAUCGGUGAACAGGAAAUAAGAAGCAUGUGCUGCUGACGUCCGAUACCCUUCAGUCCAGCAGGAUGAAGGUCCUGUAAGCACAUGGGAUUUAUGGUGGAGACAGAGGACCCAGUAACAGCUGGGGGUCAACCAGAACACAGACACGCUAUAGCCUACUUAAACUAUUCAUGCAUAACUUCACAGAGGCACUGCAAUAGAGUGAAAACCUGACUGGUGUCGACCAAACACCAGGAUGAUCACAAUACCACACAGCAGUUCUUUAAACUGUUUCGAUUGAACGUGUGAAUAGAACUGAUCCUGUUUCAUCCAGCCCAUGCACUCAGUCAAACCAAAAAGGAACAUUAGUCUCAAUGAAAGUCAUAGGUGAGUGGCUAAGACUGGACAAGCUCACUUCAAACACCAAACGUCUAGGUGCCAGUAGUAAACUAUACAAAUGGUGCUCGGUCGCAAGGCUGCCUUGUAAAAAACGCCAGAAAUGCGGUCCACACAAGGACUGAAUAAAUAAGCUAGAAGUAUGAACAAGCUGUAACCAUUCUCUGUGUAAAACAGUGAUAUCUGAAUGUUUUCCAACUGGUGCUAGAUUGUUGCCUUGUAUUUCCAAUAAACUGUAUAUUUGAA